Molecule: messenger RNA, 1620 nt
Organism: Rhipicephalus microplus (southern cattle tick)
Lineage: Eukaryota; Metazoa; Arthropoda; Arachnida; Ixodida; Ixodidae
Product: lysosome-associated membrane glycoprotein 5
Biological process (GO): establishment of protein localization to organelle
Cellular component (GO): plasma membrane; late endosome membrane; lysosomal membrane
Source: RefSeq, a predicted model, not a curated record
UGGCGUCCUCGGUAUGAACCAGCGGUGCAUAUUCGUAUGAAAGCGUGCUUCAGAGUGGUACAUUCUAGUGGCGCGUGUCUAGUCGGCGACUCGGUCGCGCUGUGUUUGCGACGAGCGCGAUGACUGAGCUGCGACGCUACGUGGGGCCGAUCGUUCCAAUCGCAGCAGUGUUCGCGGGAGUCAUCCUUUGUAGCUACCUCGUUCAAGCCAUCGACUACGAGGAGACCAUUGUUUGGCAGCCGGACCCCCAGCACAAGUAUGUCGCGCUGCGGGAGGUCAAACCACGAGUCCAGAGCCGUGCUGACGAUUCCAUAAGCACCGAUCUGAGAGAGGAGACAGACCAAAAUGACACAGCGUCAGCCGCAAGGGUUCCGCCUUCGGACUCGCAGAAAGCGGAGACUCCUGCCAACGGACCAUCCGCGGCGGCCGCUGCUGGUGGAGGCGUAGCGGCGCCAGCCCCGGGCACCCCCGUGGUGCCCCCGAAAGCGCCGAUACCGGAAUUCUCGUUCGGCGUGUGGAACGCUACCGACGGCACUGUCUGCAUACUGGCAAAGUUCCAGGUCUUCUUCACCAUCACGUACGCCAGCAGAGGCGGAUUGCAGACGGUAACCCUGAAGAUGCCCGAGAGCGCCAAAGCCAAAGGAAUCUGUGCUACGGAAGACCAGGAGCCCGUUCUGGAACUCACAUGGCCAGUGUUCCGGUUCAUCCUGAUGUUCUCCAGAGUUCCUCCGGUUAGCGACAAGGGCCGAGGAUCGUGGAAGGUCAGCGGAAUGGAGAUACAGUUCAACACAAACUCGCCUUUCUUCCCGGGCGCCACAAACGCCGGCAAGCGAACGGCCCGAAGUCCCGAGAACAUGACGCUGUUCGAGACUCCGAUGGGCGAGUCGUACUUCUGCCCGACGCCUAAACUUGUCACGCUGACGGACUCGCGCGGAGGACGCAAAGUGGCCGUGCAGUUCAAAGACCUGCGGAUUCAGGCGUACGAGUUCCAAGGAACCUAUGGUCCAGCGCACCGGUGCAGCCAGGUGCGAAUGGCCGGUGUCCAGGACCCGUUCCCGCAGGACGAGACGGUGCCCAUCGCCGUUGGCUCCACACUCGCCGUCGCUGCGGUCGCCGUCGUCGUCGGGUACGCCCUCUACCGAUCGGUCUUCGUGCGGCGUGUGGACUACAACACAAUGAACUGAGCGACUGACACCACGCGGCCACCCACCGGCAUUCCCGAGUGCCACGAAGGCGCUCGAUCUGCCCGGUAUCUUCACCGGAACGCGGUCAUUCGAGCACUGAAACGUGGCGCCGAUGGCGUAACCGCACAACGACUUAGCAUGCCACCGAUCUUAGCCGCGCCGGGUACGUACUACGUGGCGCUGCUUAUCGGUGAAAGCUGUCAAGCGGAAGACGCGACAGCGAUAACAGAUUGGUAGCGGAAUGCGAACACUGUAAGCCUGAUCAAUGCACGCCUGCGCAGUGGCGUCCAUCGCAGGCAACGAAAUGCUGUCUCACGAUUGACGAAACGCGCGUGUGCCGCGACGGCGUGAAUGACUUGCUGACACGACGGGACGUGGUCGAGCAUGACGUAGCUUAUCGCCGCGUCGGGCCUCACACAAAAUACGCGAACGAAAA